AUGCAUUGUAGGCUGAACCAGCCCGUGCCCUUUGCACUAGGCACUCUUGCACUCUUGAAUCUACUUCUCACUGGUUCUUCAUCCGCAUACCCGACCAAGGAACAACGCGAGGCCGAGUACGAUGCAAUCGAGGCCAGAUACCUACUCGGCCAGUCAAACGGCUCGCCGACAUCCCCGAAAACCCCAAGUCUCCGUCUGGCACGCGACAAUGACGAGAGAGAAUACGUGUCCGGUGAUUUUGUCAUUGACAUGACGGGAGUGGAAGACCCGCCGGAGGGUGAGGAACCAGCUCCCGUUGGCGAACAAUGUCGCAGACCGGAGGAUGGAGAUGUGGAGGUGAUAAACAGGGCUGGAAAUUACGUGGGUGAAAUUGGCAAUCGGGGCAAAAUCAAGGCAUUUGUCAAAGGCGUUGAUUGGCCCCAAGCAGGAGCAGCUCUGACGUCCAUAAUCGUGGAGGCGGCUUUGGGUUUCGCAGUACUCGAGGAGGAGGCAGCAGAGCAGGACGGACUCAUGGCCUUGCCCACUCUUAUUAUCGCUCUCCUCGCGGGCUCGAAUGCUCUGGCGAAAGUGACCCGGAAGAAUGCUGGCUGGUCCGAGAAUCCUGUGAACCUGCCGUCGUUUGCAAGCGAGUUGGGUAUCUUGGUUGUCAGCCUAAUACUGCUAUUCCAGGGCAUCCUCAGCCUUAUCUUCAAGGGGUUAGAGGUGCCUACGGAUUACAAGUCGGCCUUGAAACUUCACAGUGGGUUCCUAGCUUUGAACCUGGUCCAGGGAAUCUGGGAGGCUAGGGACAAAUCCGACAAGUCUACGGCCGCCAAAGGUUUCCAACAGCAGUUGAAGUUGGCGGGUUGGAAAGUACAGGACAAGGCCACUCGGGCGGCUACUCGGAUGCUAGAUGGUACCUUCAAUCUCUCAUGGGGCCUACUCGGGAAGCAGAUGACGAUGCCGCAGACAGACUUGAAGCUCACGGAAUUCGUGCCCAUGACGCGCGAGAUCAUGCGACUGGCGUUGACAGCCAACGCCGUGGACGAAUGUAAUCUGGGCGAUAAAGACUUCUUCGACCGACAGUCUGCGCUGACAGGCAAGUCGCCAAUGCAAUGUCGUGCGGAUUGGAAGACCCGGUUUGGGUACAUCUAUCAAACAAGCGGCGAGAUGGGCUUUGAGGAGGACGCUAAACCGCGAGAGGCCGAUGUCGUGAGCCUCGAAACUCUCCUGAAAUUGAACGACGGAGGAGACGACGGGGGGAUGAUGAAGACGAUCGCGGCUGAUGCGUCAGGAAACGUUGGUCCCAUGAUCAUCUUUAGCAUAUUGGUGGGCGUCACGAACGGGGACAAUUCCAAAGCCCGCAAAGCCGCGGGAUGGAGCAUCUUCGGCUUCACAACUGCCCUACAGAACUGGUUUCUCGGCACAUCAUCCAAGGCACAACACAUGUUCUUCUUGACGCAGGUCCAGGAAAACCCCAAGGCCAUCCAGCUGCGCGACAAGAUCGAAGAGUCCAUGAAAGACGGCGACUUGAAAGAUUUCUCAGAAAAGGGUGUCAAGAUCCACGUCAUGGUCCUAUCGCGUGAUGGCGACAAAUACGUUAGCCAUCAGGGCCGCUUCACAAUCGAGAACUGCGACGACUGUAACGACGAGGAGCGCGGGGAACUCGAGAAAAAAGUCAGCGUCAUAGCCCUAAGCGUCAAUGUAUACCCCCCUUCUGUAUACCUCGACACGCCUGGCCACCUCCUUGGAGCAAUGUUCAAUUACCACACGCGGAAAGGAACUGUGCGCCGCGGAAUCUUCUCCUCUGAUAAGGAAGGUUCAGUAGUAACGGCCACAUGGGAAAACCUGGACUUAUUCUAUCCUCCUGACAAAUGCGACCCGGCAGUGGUUCUCAGUCAGUUGGAGAACGUGGGGAACUGCGACGCAAAGGACCCAGAUCAUAAGAGUGAAUGGGAGUAA
Anthostomella pinea is the source of this 1941-nucleotide messenger RNA. Lineage: Eukaryota; Fungi; Ascomycota; Sordariomycetes; Xylariales; Xylariaceae. The record is from the annotation of a GenBank genome assembly.